GUAUCUCACAGAUACUCGGGACCGUCGAGAGCGCUCAACGUAGCGCUGCGGUGCGAGACAUGACGUUAGUUCACUUCGAUAGCUCUACGAGUCUGCACGUGAAUUUUCCCUGGGCUCUCGGCUGUCGUCUGGCUUUCUCAAUUCUCAAAUUCAAUCGGAAUCGGUCAACCAACAAACACGCACGCACACACAAUCAGAGUUUAAAUUUGAGUCUUCAUCUCAAUCUCAAUCUCAAUCUGAAUGUGAAUCUUAAUCUGAAUCUGAAUCUGAAUCUGAAUUCGAGUCCCAAUAACGCAUCUCGCAUAUCGCAUCUGUAGCUGCAUCAGAGUUUCGGGUUUAUUUGUGAACAGAGAGCAAUGAUAUGAUCGAAAGCGAAAUUUCCAUAACGAAAUAAGCCAAAAAGUGCCAAGUGUUUAAGAGUGCUAACUAAUAAAGAAAAUAAACAAAUUGAUGAAAAAGUUAAGUUGAAAAUUUCAAAAAGAAGAUUUAAGAGAGCAGCUUAAGGAGUACUACAGCUAGUCAAAAGUGAUUUGCCGACGGAAUUUAUUUUUGUCCCACAAACUUGUUGAGCGCGCGCUGCGGGAGCCACGCCCCCGGAAGAAUUAGAAGAUUUUUGCGCCUGCCACGUUACCCGUAAAAGACGUCAAGACGGUUGCCUCACGGUUCGAGUGGAAUGAGCAUAGGGACCCUGGUCUUCCUUUCGAUCGAUCGGUCUACAAAGUCGUUAAACUGAGCCCCAACUUGGAGCCCUACCCCGCCAGCGUGGAGGGCCUGAACAGCCCCAGAGCGGUGGGGAUGGCCGCUACGUCGUACAUGACCCCUCCGAGCGGCGACCUGGACAUGGCCCUCGGCGGCGGUGGCUACCACACCUCGUCGCCCCGUUCGGCGGCCGAUGCCGGUGAGAUGAAGUACAUGCAACACCAUCACCAUCACCAUGCCGCAGCCGCGGCGGCAGCCCAUCACCAAUUGCCCUCGUCCCCGUCGCCAAAUGGCCAGGGCAACGGCACUGGUGGACUGGGUGGCCUGGGGCCCGGCUCGAGUCUGGGUUCGUGGAGUGCCCUGCACCCGGAUCCGUGGUCACUGCCGACCCAUCACACGCACCAUCAUCCCGCCGCCGCCGCCGCUGCCGUUGCCUCGGCGGCUGACACAGUGAAGCAGGAGAUGUCCCAUCUCUCGCAGCAGACUCGCAUCCAGCAGAGCAUGGCCUCGCCUUCGCCCCACGCCGCCUGGCACGCCCCCCAUGCCGGCCACUAUGCGCCCACGGGAUCGCCGCUGCAGUACCACCAUGCGAUGAACCGGAUGCUUCAUCAUCCGGGUCAUGCGGCCGCGGCUGCCCACCACCAGAGUGUGGCGCCACUGCAUCACGCCCUGCGCGGGGAGUCCCCGCAGUUGCACAUCCACGCCCACCACAUGGGCGGCGGCGACCGGGACGCCAUCAGCGGCGGCGAGGAGGACACUCCGACUUCCGACGAUCUGGAGGCCUUCGCCAAGCAGUUCAAGCAGCGACGCAUCAAGCUGGGCUUCACCCAGGCGGACGUGGGCCUGGCCCUGGGCACCCUCUAUGGCAACGUCUUCUCCCAGACGACGAUCUGCAGAUUCGAGGCUCUGCAGCUGAGCUUCAAGAACAUGUGCAAGCUGAAGCCGCUGCUGCAAAAGUGGCUGGAGGAGGCCGACUCCACCACGGGAUCACCCACGUCGAUCGACAAGAUCGCGGCGCAGGGACGCAAGCGCAAGAAACGGACCAGCAUCGAGGUGAGCGUGAAGGGAGCCCUCGAGCAGCAUUUCCACAAGCAACCGAAGCCUUCGGCCCAGGAGAUAUCCUCGCUGGCCGACUCCCUGCAGCUGGAAAAGGAGGUGGUGCGCGUGUGGUUCUGCAAUCGGCGGCAGAAGGAGAAGCGCAUGACGCCACCGAAUACCAUAGGCGGGGACAUGAUGGACGGCAUGCCGCCGGGCCACAUGCAUCACGGUGGCUACCAUCCGCACCACGACAUGCACGGCAGUCCCAUGGGCACCCACUCGCACUCCCACAGCCCGCCGAUGCUGAGCCCCCAGAACAUGCAGUCAGCGGCAGCGGCGCACCAGUUGGCGGCCCACUAGCAAUCAGAAAUCCAGGAGUCGAACUCAGCUGCAGCUGCGUCCACUCCUGCAUCCCUCAAUAGUCUAAGCCAGCAACAGCAGCAGCAGCAACAACAACAGCAGCAGCAGCAACACCAGCAACAGCAGCAGCAACACCAGCAGCAGCAACACACACCGAAUACACCGUCGUCGAGUGCGGGAUCGUCAGUGACGAUGACCAGUCAGGUGAUGUCGCCACAGAGUCCGCUGGGCAGCUCCUCCGCUGGCAAUCAGGCUAACAACAACAACAACAAUAGCAGCACCAACAAUAAUAAUAACAACAACGAGGAGCAAGUUAAACACCAUCAGCAACAGCAACAACAGCAGGCCUCCAGCAUAGCAGCCGCUGCAGCAGCCGCCAUGUACAUGGAUCCCAUGCGCUACCAGCAUCCGCAUCACCCCCACCCGCAUCCGCACCAGCAUCCGCACCUGAAUCCCGCCCACCAUCCGCACCUGUUCCAUACCAGCGACCAGUUGCAGCAUUCGCAGCAGCAGUCCGCCGGCGGCGGCGUUGGUGGCGGCGGCGGUGGAGGUGGUGGUGGUGGCAGCGGACCCGGCAGCAACUCCCAACUGUCGCCCGGCGCCGGCAGCAACAGCGGGCUACCGCUCCAGCCGCCCAGCUCCGCCUCGCCCGCCGGCUCCGCCUCCAGUGUGCUGGGCGGUCACCUAAAUCUUAAUCCGCUGCACCAGCACCACCAUUACCAGCACCACCACCACCAGCAGCACCACCAUCAUCAGCAGCAACAGCAGCAGCUCCACGCCCGCCGUCUCUUUGAGCUGAGCCUCCAGUUUGGGGCGGCGGCGGCGCCCGGAGCGGUCCGUCACUUCAACAGCUUCGGCGGGGCGGGCGGAGCGGGCGGCGAAUAGCAUUCGUCGGCCGCCUGGUUCGGCUAUGAGUCCUCCUAGGACUCGGUGUCGAACGGGUGGCCGCAGUUCAAGCGGGAGCAGCCCUAGAGCCGAACAGUCGAGCUUCUCCAAUGUCAACUCUUCCGUGGCCAAUUUCCUAAGAGCUACGACGUCCUGUAGCCAGUUAUUUGUUUGAGAACGUUAUUUUAAAGACUUUAAAGUGUAUAGGUUGAGGUUGGAGAAGGUCGGCUGUCGCAGGAAAUCCA
Drosophila ananassae is the source of this 3227-nucleotide messenger RNA. RefSeq names its product POU domain protein CF1A (gene vvl). The transcript has a single exon. NCBI's taxonomy places the organism in Eukaryota, Metazoa, Arthropoda, Insecta, Diptera, Drosophilidae. Gene Ontology annotation, biological process: regulation of transcription by RNA polymerase II. Gene Ontology annotation, molecular function: DNA-binding transcription factor activity, RNA polymerase II-specific; RNA polymerase II cis-regulatory region sequence-specific DNA binding. The record is from RefSeq and is a predicted model, not a curated record.